This is a messenger RNA of Striga hermonthica, 1038 nucleotides long. The record is from the annotation of a GenBank genome assembly. Lineage: Eukaryota; Viridiplantae; Streptophyta; Magnoliopsida; Lamiales; Orobanchaceae.
AUGGCAGAGGCAGUGGGAUAUCAGCAAACUGUUCCUGCACAAAUUGUUGGGAGAGUAUUUGUAGAGAAAUACUACACCAUUCUGCGUAGCUCGCCGGAGUUGGCUCAUAAAUUCUAUAACGACAAGAGUGCCAUCCAUCGUGCCGAGGAGGAUGGCUCCAUGAGCGUCACCACAACCUGUCAAGCCAUCAAAGAGAAGAUUGUCUCGCUCAACUAUGGGGACUUAAGAGUUGAGAUCAAGUCGGUGUAUUCAUUGGAGUCUUUUGUAGGUGAAGUUCAUGUUGUUGUCACUGGCCAUCUCGUGGGGCAUGACAAUGUAGUUAAAAGUUUCGCCCAACACUUCAUUCUUGCUCCACAAGAUAAUGGCUACUUUGUUUUAAGCGACCUUUUACGGUAUGUGGAUAUUGCCAACGGGAACCCAACUUUAGGAAGUGAUAUUGUGGUGCGUCCGAUCACAACACAAGAAGAAGCUUACAGUCCAUCAGAGGAUGGUGACAGUGUGUUCUUUGGUGGAGUAGAGGUUCCAAGAUCCAAUUUCGCUGAUAAGCUGAUGCAUCUCAAGGGAGCUGCUGCAAGUUUUUCUCCCCCUCCAAUGGAUCCUGCAUUUCAGAUAUCCCCCUCCAUUUGGUCUGCUGCAAGUUUUUCUCCACCUCCAAUGGAUCGUGCAUUUCAGGUAUCUCCCUCCAUUUGGUCUGCUGCAAGUUUUUCUCCCCCGCCAAUAGAUCCUGGAAAAGCAACACUAAACAGCGGACACAAUCAAAAGGCCAAUUAUUGCUCAAUAUAUAUGAGGAGGCCUCCAAAGAAUGCUACUGAGACGUCACUUGAAGACGUGUUUAAGAAAUUUGGGCUUACUCUGAAAUACAAAAAUGAAGCUAAAAGCAAGAGGCUGAUGCAUCUCAAGGGAGCUGCUGCAAGUUUUUCUCCCCCUCCAAUGGAUCCUGGAAAAGCAAUACUAAACAGUGGACACCAUCAAAAGGGUGAAGGCUUGAUUUCAGAAUUGUUCUAUAUGCAUGUUCAUUUUUCAUGUACUUGCCUUUAG